Molecule: messenger RNA, 2948 nt
Organism: Lingula anatina
Lineage: Eukaryota; Metazoa; Brachiopoda; Lingulata; Lingulida; Lingulidae
Source: RefSeq, a predicted model, not a curated record
GUUGUUACGUGAUUAUUUCAAAAUGGGAUAUGUGAGAGGGCGUCGGACUGUGCGGGAGCACUUGAAGCCGACACUGCCAAACUAAAUGUUAUAAACCAGCCAGGCUGUAUCUUUCGUGACGUACUGUAUAGCGGAAGGAACUCAAGAUCACCAGUGAGCCAAAAGUAAAGAUUGAAGCCAAGAGGAAGCCAAUGUCAAAUAUUAGAAGAGUUUCAGACCGUCUCACCGACAAAUUCGCACCUAACGCGCCUUUCUUCUUCUUCUGUUGUGUUUUUCACUACUUACCAAGAACCCCAGAUUUAGAAACACGAAAAUCUCUGCGAGCACUGUGACGUCGGCAGGGGCUUCCACCUCUGAGCGGAUACAUAAACAGACACGGUUCUUCUCAAGCAUUCAAGACGGUGUUUCUGAAGAGGAAUAAGCAUGUGGAUUCUUGCUUUACUAGCAAGUUGCUUGGCCUUGCGGUGCUCUGCACAGUUUGAUACGGAAAACGUGUAUCAGUGUAUUCCACUGGAAGCUCAGGAGGCGCUGUUUAACAAGACGCUGGCGGUGGAGAACGCUGAUGAUAAUGGCAAGCCCCUGUACCAGCUUCUGUAUGAAGACGAAAAUAACCAGGGCAACACUUACGAACGUUUUCGUAAAUACACCUUGUACGUUGUUUCUAACCAUGAGGCGUUUGCCAGCGUACUUAUUCGGACUGAAGUGAUUUCUGGAGAUCCUUCAUGCGAUGCUGGACGUCUCCGGGGAUCUCAUUUGCUACAGGACUUCGAAGACUGUCCCUAUGUAUUGAUAAACAAGGACACCCAAAGUAAAAGCAAAGUUGCUUUUCGAUGGGUGGCCCCGAGAUGUGGUUGCAUUAAGAUAAGCGCUAUUGUUGUUGGCAGUGAGAAGAUAACAUACAGAGAUGGUGCUCUGACCAAAUUCAUCUGCGAAAGAUCUGACGAAAGUCCACAGGGAGAGGUUCCCGACGUAUUUCCAGAAGAAUUAGAAGUGGAAGUUCCAGAGGAUUUAACAAGCGACCUACCCUUCAAUCCUGUGGAUCCGUUGGAACCUUCUAAUGACCCAUAUGUACUGUCAUUUAAUGAAACCGAAGACCCAUUUGAGCCCACUGAAGUCCCACCAGAAGAACCAUUUGAGCCCACUGAAGACCCAUCAGAAGAACCACUAGAACCAACCGGUUAUCCACUUGAAGAGCCAUUUAACCCCACUGAAAACCCACUACCUGAACCCACCGAUGAUCCAUAUGAUGAACCAUUUGAACCCACAGAAGAUACAUUUGAAGAACCAGUAGGACCCACUCAAUACCCAGGUGCAUUUUCUGAAGAGGGUUACGCCGAUUGGCUUUACAAGAUGCUGGAAAGACACAGGAGACAAAGACAUGACGACAGAUGGGCUUAUCACGGUCGUCGCCCGCAUCAUCGAGGAUGGGAGAUGCAACAUUAUCACGGCUGGGGCCCAAUGCAUCACCGCCGUCAUCCCUCUUUUGGGCAUCCUGUUUAUCGGCCUUGGUUACCUGCCCCUCCGGUUGGCAAUGCCCAUCGUCCCCGUGGCAAACACAUGGGCUUAAACCCAUUCGACAUAGGUGACGAAGACGACAAACCUUUUCCUGAUGUGGAUCCUCACUACCAGAGAGAAAACCGAGAACCGAACGAUCUUUCUGAUCCUCUUUUUGAUGAGGAAGUGGUGGAUACCUUUACGCAUCCCAGUCACCAACGUAAAGGAAAUCUGAUGACGAAGUGCUGCAAUGCUGGAUUCACAUUUGCAAAGAAACUACCCCGUGGGUCAACGUUUCGGGCGUGUCUGUCAGGGGGUAAACAUUUCGUGCGAGCAGUAAAGAGGCAGAAGCUGCUAUGCCUGCAUAAAUUUGGUGCUUGCUGUAUGCGCGGGGACAAAAGAAUAUCUACAGAUGAGGACACUGAUGUAAUACAUGAAGAUGCAACCUUUACUGACGUAGACAAGAGGGUUGAGAUAGACACUACUCAUGGCCGCUUUGAGAAUGUCCAGGAAAAGUACCCGGAUUUGGAUAACGACGACCAGGAGACAGAAUAUAACCAGGAUGAGGAUGACGACAAUGAGGAAGAAGAGGAGGACGACAUAGACGAAGAUGACGAACAAGAUAUGUUACCUGAACAGGGCCGUAAAGAUGACCUUCUGAAGAAGUGCUGCAAAGACGGAUUUAUAUCUGGCAAAAGACCAGGCCGUGGACCAGUGGUCAGGGCUUGCGUGUCAGAGGGCCACAGAUUUGUGCGAGAAUGGAAGAAGCCGUGGCAGAGAUUGUGCUUCAGAAAAUUCAAAACUUGUUGCUUGAUCGCCGCCAGAAAAAGAUCUCAUCAUCCCCGGAGACGACCUCAUCAUCGCAGAAGACCAGGCCCAAGACCACACCCGCGGCCACACCCUCGCCCACGUCCCACUCGAGAACCGCGUCCAACUCGUGUGCCUCGGCCGACAGAUAGACCUCACCACCGCAACUACACCCACCGACCACACCACCGUAACCAUACUACUCCUUUUCCAAUGGAAACCACAGAUACCGGCCGUUCUCAAUAUCGUCAUCACACCACUCCGGUCCUCCUCCCCACAACUUUCCCCGCCCCGACAACAGAGCCCUCUGUCGGUAAAACUGUGGAAGAUUUCGCCCCCAUAGCCGACGAACAAGGUGAUCCUGAGUACAAUAUAAGGAAGGAUGAUCAAGAACCAAAGAAAUUAUCCAACAAGUUGCGUCGUAAACUGAGGAGAAAGCUAAGAAAAUUGAGGAAGAUGCACUAAAAGGACAUAAACAAGAAAAACGGAAAGCAAUCCGAUUAAAAUGAAAUGACUUUGAAAAGUUUUAAAAUCCAACAGUUUCCGUUUUCGUGAUGAUUGUAGAAGUACAAUGAUUGACUGACGAACCCGCACGAUUCAUGCAACUUUUCCUCUUAAUGGCUACAAUAAAGACAUGCAGAACGUUA